AGUCCUUCGGAUUCGCGCGUCGGCCGAGGUGAUCCCUCACUCUACCAUUUAAACCACGGAUUGUUUUAUGUAAGCAUAUGUAGAUAGCAUGUCGAUGUGCCCCUAGAGAUUUCCCUCGAAAUAAGUGUGCAAGAUUUUUAUUCUUCGAAGGUAUCAACUAAUGAUUAGAAAUGUUAAAUUUGUCGCCGUCGAAUUAUCGUAAAGUCGAGGUUGAUCGGGACGGUAAUGUGAUAAAGGUGUUCUCGAAGAGUCGACCGUGGUGGGACAUUUACGACCCUAACGUUGGAAAGGAAAGGAAGGACGACCCAGAGAGUAUAGGUUAUGAAGUAGACUACAGAGAGCCAGGUGAAGAAUACUUCGGGAAUAUAGAAGACGACCCUGUGACGUCAAUCCAGGUCGAAGCUCUUGAACAAUUGAAGCCAUCAUCACCGAACCCAAGAUACGAGCAAACACCCACAAGUCCUGUCACAUUGGCUAAUGUAAAUUUAAGAGAAGCAGUACUAGUGGCUUUGGGCGGCGCAAGCGCGGCAGUGGUCCUUCUGCUCGUGAUGGCUGGAGUCUUCUGCGCUCGGCGACGCAAGAACAGCCCCUCCCCUGUCCCUUCACCCCCGAUUCUUGUCUACCCACCUCACGACAUCACGGCACCAUGUUAUCUGACUAAGGAAGUUAACUUUUCCCUUCCAACGCUGCGAUCUUCGUCAUUGGGGGAACUCCGUGACGUCAGCGUUUCAAGCCUCAACAGUGAGGUAUUGUGCCCACCGACACCUACGCAAUACCGAUCCAACUCUUUCAUAUUAUUUUAUUCAGCAAAUACGACGGAAAUCGGGGUGCUCGACCCAGCACUUUAUAAAGCGGAUUGCCACGUCGAGGAUUACUUAUGGCCGGAGGGACAUGUGGGUCGAGUAUGGUUUACAUUGAAAUAUGAAUCGGAGACGGAGCGACUACAGAUCCACAUCAUCAAAGUUAAACAUUUGCCUUCUCGUACUCCGGCGCUUGCCAAUGCCUGCGACCCUUAUAUCAGAAUCCAACUGAUGCCAGAUGAAAGAAGAGUUCUGCAAACAAAGCAGAAGAAUAAGACUUGCAAUCCAUUUUUUGAUGAAACUUUCGUUUAUCAGAUUCCACCUGGAAAGCUGGAGAGUCUUACGCUAAAGCUGUCAGUGCUGGACAGCGGUCGUGUGGGCAGGAAUAAACCGCUCAUAGGUCACAUUAUCCUGCCCCUGAGUGAACUGGAAGGUGUCGCACCGGAUGAGGAGCCACAGUUAUAUAAAAUGGAUAUAGAGAAGGACAUCCAAGAGCCAACAUCAGAUCUUGGGGAGGUGCAAGUAUCAUUGUUAUAUAACGAAAACUUACACAGGCUCACGGUUACUGUAAUAGAGGCCCGGGGACUUAAGCUCGACCCAAUGAGUAGACGUGAAAUGGUAGCCCGUGUGACACAAGAAAGGGCCUGCCGUGGUGUUAGGGCGAGGCGAACAGCAGCUGUUGAAGUCUCAGAAGAAGGUUCUGCUCUGAUAUCUGAAUGUUUCCACUUCCGACUACGAUCCGACGAGCUGCACACGACAAGCGUCACCGUUCAAGCGCUACAGCCUCACUCCGUAUAUGCCAAAGACCGCCUACUCGGUAAAUUCGUGCUCGGCUCAUACAUGUUCGCAAGAGGGCGGGCUCUACAACACUGGAACUCAGCUAUCGGAAACCCGAUGGAAUCUGUAAAGCAAUGGCAUCCUUUAACGAACUAAAUUUGAAUACAAGCAGGGUUAUUCUGUAAAAUUGAUAUCGAUCAAUGUUUCACUAGUUGAAAUUGUGUCUUUUAAAGACCAUUCCAAUAUUAUAGCCGAUAACAAUAUGCCAUGAUUUUAAUCACACACGAAAACUUAACAAUGAAAUCUGAUUGAAUCGCUGUCGAAAUUACAGGGUAAGCCUGCUGACUCCGAUCAAAACUUUCAAUGGACCUCUGCAUUUAAAUUGUCUGAGUAAAAUUAUAAUGUAUAAAACGUAUUUAAAUAAUUCAUAGCUCCAGUACUUUUAAUUGAUAUAUUUCUUAACAA
Pieris napi is the source of this 2042-nucleotide messenger RNA. RefSeq names its product synaptotagmin-15-like. The transcript is spliced from 12 exons. Gene Ontology annotation, molecular function: calcium ion binding; phosphatidylserine binding; calcium-dependent phospholipid binding. Gene Ontology annotation, biological process: cellular response to calcium ion; regulation of dopamine secretion; regulation of calcium ion-dependent exocytosis. The coding region runs from base 171 to 1733 and encodes 520 amino acids. NCBI's taxonomy places the organism in Eukaryota, Metazoa, Arthropoda, Insecta, Lepidoptera, Pieridae. The record is from RefSeq and is a predicted model, not a curated record.